Molecule: messenger RNA, 2664 nt
Organism: Leishmania mexicana MHOM/GT/2001/U1103
Lineage: Eukaryota; Euglenozoa; Kinetoplastea; Trypanosomatida; Trypanosomatidae
Exons: 1
Coding region: 1-2664 (887 amino acids)
Source: RefSeq, a predicted model, not a curated record
AUGCUACCGAGUAAGAUACACUGCUGUAGUGCUUCGGUGCGUCGUCCGUGGGUGUCGGAGUAUCUGACACGCAUGGGUGUUGCCCAUGGUGAUACCGCUUCUGCGCACCCACACAAGGGUUCAUCAGGGUGCAAGGCGCAGCCCGCUGAUUGCGGGGACAUCGCGGAAAGCGAGCUAGCUGCGAUACAGGAGCAAUACAGAGAGGCGCGCAAGCAGCUCCUGGUGGCGCUUCAUGUGCAGCCGUUUUCGUACGCAAAAGUUGUUGCACGUGCACGCGGCCUCUCUCACGCAAAACCCGACGACAUCUCUGACCUUCGUGGGCUUUGCAGCACUGACUAUGACUCCCUUGAUGACAACUCCACGCUCGAACCUGCUGCACGGCAGUCGGCGAGUUGCACAAGUGAGGCCGACGCGCCGCCCGCAGCGCCUGCGUCCGCCACUGCGGAGUCGGCUGAUGCCGGUCCUGCCCAGGAAUCGUCCUCGUCUGCCACUUGUGUUGCUUCUGCUGCUGGUGCUCCGGCAGCGGCGGUGGUACGUUGGCCGACUGUAUCGCAGAUGUCGAAGGCGAUAGAGCGCCGCAUCAUGGACUACCAACGUUUGUGGCGUGCUGCCAAUAUGCUGGCCAGCGACAGGUUGGGGUUGGGGGGGACGUGGUGUGCCUUGGCGUCUCCCACAAGUACAGCAGAGCCGACGUCUACGUCCUUCUUCAGUGGGGGCUCGCUUCCGUUUUUGCUGGCGACUAUACCGCACACGCUCGUCUCUGCAAUCGCCGAGCACGCCAUCCUUCACGCUUGGUAUGGCGGACCACACGUCUACCCCGAUGCCAAGUUACCAUGCCCCACUGCCCCCUUUGUCUUCAAAGACAGCCCCCUACUACGUGUGGAUGACGUGACGAGUCUCCAGUGGGACCGCGCGCAGGCGGCAAACUUCCUUGUCGAUGUGCUGCGGCAGCCCGCGGUUCAGAAGGAGCUUCGCCAGCGCCUGUGGGGCGCUGCACAGAACUGCCACCGCGGUGUUCUCCGAAGACUAGAAUCUCUUGCCCUGAAGAGGCAAGUGGAGGGUGCCUCCCAUGAGGCCGCUGAUGAUCGCCUCAUUCUGCUUGACGAGGUGCCAGGCAUGCCUUCACCGCCGUCCUUGCCCCUCCGUGAGCUGCGAGACGACUUGUUCAGCUUUGAUGAGCUCUUGUACUUUGUGCGCGUCUCGCCCUCAUCGUACGCGAAAUCUCGCCAGCAGCGGGUAGAAUGUGCGUCACUUCGGUCGACGCAUCUCUUCCGCUUCGUCUCGAGUCACGCGGACGUUGCAGCGGCGCUCAGCGAUCGGCCGCGCUCGAACGUCUCCGACGCGCUUUUCCGUGUUUCUCUCCGGAAUGGGGACACGAGCGCAAAGGCGAACUCCGCACCGGUGUUGCUGUCCACACGAGACAAGCUGUGGCUGCUCUUGAGUGAGAUGGUGCGGCUGCGGUACCUCGUUGCAUAUCUAUUAAACUUUGAAGUAAUGCUUCACCGGGUGCGAGAUGGCCACAGACAUUUGCAGCGCGGGCACCCAAAACCAAAGGAAGUGGACAGCGCCAGUUUCCCGGGUAACAGUAGCCCCGAGCAGCCGGAUGCGCAGGAUGCAGAAAACGCGAAGUGUGUUGCAGCUGUCUUCCACUUCCUCGACAUCCGGCUACACACGCGGCUGGCCGUUAGCCCGCACCACCGCCGCUUCUUGCGUCUUGCGCGGGUGCGUCACUGUGAACGGUCCGCGGCUCCGGAGCCGCCAGAGCGGACGACCGCCACCCAUGGGGCCACGGAUGCCGACAUGUGUGCCAGACGCGAGGGCCAACGAUACGCAACGGUCCAGGAGUUAUUCAGCGCGUUCUCGAAGGCUCUCGACGAAUCCACGACGCCACCGUCGCCACUGCCAACCACCGUCGCAUCUUACACGUCAUCGGCGAAAAGUGCCGACGAAUGGCAAGGUGCCGCAGAAAACGGCAAAGAGGCGAUGAGCGAGAGGCCAGACCACAAGCGUUGCAGGGGUGCUCGACAGAACGUAGCGCAAACAGGAAUAGCCUCAGGCGGACCAUUGUCACUUUCCCACACAGAUGCUGAAUUCCUCAAGGCCAUUGUGUCGGUGAGGCAUCAGGAUCAGCCACCGAGUUCAACCGGGCAAGGCACCCCAAUGAGAACCACCCGCGGCGGCGCUGUGACAUCUCCGUCUGCUAACCCCGGCGAGCUUCCGUGCAGCCGCGGCCCACCUGACAGACGAUGCCUCACUACUGAGAGGUCAACGACAUCUCUCCCGAAAUCGAGGCGAACCGCCAACGAUCCGCAUCCGUUUGUGGACGUUGUGUUUGAACGCAAACGCAACACGGCUAAAUGGCCCUUUCAGGCACUUCGGGCUCGCACGAACACAUCUAACUUCAAGGUUCGCCUCCGCUGCUCCCACGACGUCAGCAGCCAUGCAGCUGCGAUUUGUGUCCAGCUUUCAUGCACACAGGAAGCGGAUGAAAAGACGGAAAGGGUACCACUAUCGAGAAAAUCGGCUGCCGACUUGCUGCAGGAGUACCCUUACGUGACGCACGUAAACGAUACCUCUGCCAGAAAGCCGGACCGUGUUGUACGCUUAUUUCGCUCUGCUCACGUACUGAAGCUGCGACUCGCCAGGAGACCGCCGGACGCGUGA